Molecule: messenger RNA, 510 nt
Organism: Thelazia callipaeda (thelaziosis nematode)
Lineage: Eukaryota; Metazoa; Nematoda; Chromadorea; Rhabditida; Thelaziidae
Source: the annotation of a GenBank genome assembly
AUGGCAGGAGUAGUUGUUUCUGAUGUAGUUGUAACUGUUGCUGUAGUAGCAGUAGUUGUUGUAGCAGUAGUAAUCGUAGUAGUGGUAGUAGUAGUAGUGGUAGUGGUAGUAGUAGUGGUAGUGGUAGUAAUAGUAGUAGUUGUUGUUGUUGGUGUUGUUGUUGGUGUUGUUGUUGGUGUUGUUGUUGGUGUUGUUGUUGUUGGUGUUGUUGUUGUUGGUGUUGUUGUUGUUGGUGUUGUUGUUGUUGUUGUUGUUGUUGUUGUUGCUGUUAUUGUUGUUGUUGUGGUGGUGGUAGUAGAAGUAGCAGUAACUGUUGUUGUAGUAGUUGUCGUUGUCGUUGUAGAUGUAGUUGUAGUUGUUGUGUUUGUAGUAGUUGUAGUAGCUGCAGUGGUUGUAGUAGUUGUAGUACUAGCUGUAGUAGUUCCAGUUGUAUUAAUUUCUUUGGUCUUCACUCCUUUUGCAGCAGCACUGGUGGAAGUUUUUGUUUUAUUGGCUUUUCUUCUACGAUGA